Talaromyces proteolyticus is the source of this 2170-nucleotide messenger RNA. Its product is annotated as putative MFS multidrug transporter. The coding region runs from base 371 to 2083 and encodes 570 amino acids. The record is from RefSeq and is a predicted model, not a curated record. Gene Ontology annotation, biological process: basic amino acid transport; transmembrane transport. The transcript has 6 exons. Gene Ontology annotation, molecular function: basic amino acid transmembrane transporter activity. NCBI's taxonomy places the organism in Eukaryota, Fungi, Ascomycota, Eurotiomycetes, Eurotiales, Trichocomaceae. Gene Ontology annotation, cellular component: fungal-type vacuole membrane.
GAUUCGAUUGGGGCUAGUGCACAGGAAGGCACGAUGAGGUGAUAAGGUGAUAAGGUGCCAACAAUCGCUCUGGACGCAUCUCUGCAUAUUGCGACUUCUCGUGCCGAAAAUGGGUUAUUGGCAGAUACAUAUGCUUAAGGACAAUAUUUGAUGUAUCCUGAUAGAAUUCGGGUUAUGAUUCACUAUCGUCUGUCGUGAAUAAUCACUCGAUAAUACCCUGUUUACAUGAUUCGGAGAUACCGGAUCCGAUCGGUAAUCAUUAUUCAGCACAAGCUUGCACCUAUUGUCACUGUCAAUUGACUCCCAACGUCGGCUAAACACUUCCCUAUGAUCAAUAUUGGCAACUUGGCCCUCGUUAAUAUUCGCCACGAUGGACUCCAGACAAUUUCCCCCCACCGAAGCGACGCCUUUGCUUGCAGCCGACGCUGGGGAAAUACGUGAAUCUGCUGCGGUGGUUGAACGUGAUCCUGAAAACCCAGCUCUUUCCCCACUUCGUGCCAUUAUUGUCGGGAUUGCUAUAUCAAUAUCGAUGCUAAUACAAGCCACUAAUAUGACAAUGGUCACGACAUCGCAGUCUGAUAUCGCGGCGGAUCUGGAUGCCUUUUCCAGUGCAACAUGGCUGACAGCAUCAUUCAUGAUAGCCGUCGCCAGUAUUAGCCCCCUCGGUGGACGCUUUUGCCAAAUAUUCUCUCUGCGCAGCUUGAUACUCGCAAGCAAUUUGGUUGCCGGGAUAGGCUUAUUCUUCACUGCUAGUGCUAGAACGCUUCCAAUGUUUCUCUUUGGUCGUGUCCUUACAGGUUGUGGAGGAGCUGGAAUAUACUCCACGCAAGCAAUUCUUGUUUUAGAGCUUGCUUCGAAGAAACGACGAGGGUUGUUCCUAGGCUUGACAGCGUGUGUAUUUACCACCGGAAUCGCUGGCGGAGCUGUAUUGGCAGGUGCUGUUACUCCGAAAUACGGAUGGCGAUUGAUCUAUUACAUACAAUCUCCGCUUGCCUUGAUCGUUGGCCCGAUUAUUUACUUGGGAAUUCCACCAAAGCCCAGAGCGAAAGACUCGAGCCCUGGACAGAGUUCUUUUACUAGCAAGCUUGCUCGCCUGGAUUAUCUUGGUAUCGUGACUCUUACGACAGCGAAUCUCCUCUUUCUGUAUUCCGUCUCCAGCAAUACUAUACCAUAUCCACCUAUCCUGGUUUCUGGUAUCUUGUUCGUCCUCUUUUUAUGGAUUGAAUCAUCUCCUGCACUUACAGCUGAGCCCAUAAUACCCAUAUCUAUACUUCGCUCUCGUGGUGUUUUACUUACAUGCCUAUGCUCAACCGGUAUGAUGAUGGCUCGAUGGGCAAUCGUUUUUUACAUUCCGGUCUACGGAAUCGCUGUGCGAGGAUGGAGCCCCGCAAAAGCUGGCAUGAUUCUCAUCCCUACAAAUCUUGGGUUCGGUCUAGGAGGCUUGACUGUAGGGUGGUUUCAUAUUCGAAAAGUGACGAGUUACUAUACAUCGUGCUUGAUUAUACUCACCCUCUUCGUAACGAGUUUCCUUUCUAUCGCUCAGCUUUCAACCUCUGACUCCCCAGUAAUUCUUUUUGCGUUGGCAGUCUUCUAUAAUGGCUUUUGUGCUGGCGCUCUUCUCAACUACACAUUGUCCCAUGUCCUGCACUUAACCCUGCCUUCGACGCACUUUAUCGUGACCAGUCUGAUAGCAACAUUUCGAUCCUUCGCUGGUAGUUUCGGCGCAGCAGUCGGUGGCGGUAUCUUUUCACGCGUAUUGAAGAGCCAGCUAGAUGCGGGAUUUCUUAAUAGUCGUGAAGACUAUCAACAUUUCGAUCACAAUAGUGACGACGUUGAAGAUCUCAUUAGAAGACUUCUUGGGAGUCCAGCAUUGGUCUGGCAGUUGAAUGGCAAUGAAAAGACAAUUGCCAUUGGAGCGUAUCAGAGCGCUUUGAAAGCAACAUUUUUGGCGGCUUGUGGCUUGGUCGCGCUGGUGACAUUUUUACAAGCUGGGACUGGUUGGACGGCCCCAGUUGAUUCUAUGACAGAGGUUGGUCAGGAUGUCGACGAAGGUGCGGAAGAUGAAAGUAUUAUUAGAGAAUAGAGGGCUGUCUCUCAUUAUAUUCCAUAUAUAGAUUCCCGUUUACGUAUACUAUCAAUUUAUAGACUAAAUUUCUCGGGAUGCUGAAAA